Messenger RNA from Acanthopagrus latus (yellowfin seabream), 2207 nucleotides. RefSeq names its product maturin, neural progenitor differentiation regulator homolog (Xenopus) (gene mturn). Gene Ontology annotation, cellular component: cytoplasm. Lineage: Eukaryota; Metazoa; Chordata; Actinopteri; Spariformes; Sparidae. The record is from RefSeq and is a predicted model, not a curated record. Bases 307 to 696 code for a protein of 129 amino acids. The transcript has 4 exons. Gene Ontology annotation, biological process: positive regulation of megakaryocyte differentiation; regulation of signaling.
CCUGCAUCAUGUUAAAUCUCCAAAAGGCUUCGGUUCAUGAUGUCAGCAGGUUCACACUCUGCCUCGGCAGCGGGCCUAUACAGAUAUGGACGGCUGCCCGGCUCCACUGUUCGUCAUCGCGUUCUUCCCAGCGUCCUCCUGCGUAUGCAUGUAUGCGACCGACGGGCUGAUUUCAUAACGCGGGGAGGAAGAGAGGAAUGGGGCUUUGAGAACGGAUGAGCACCAGACCCGCAUCAUCGCCGUGACGGCCAGAGAGAUCGACAUCAAGCUCCGGAGCCAGGGACACCGCAGAGCGGACAACAGAGGAUGGAGUUCAAGCAUCUGGUGGAGGCGGCGGAGAAGUGGUGCUCCGGUAACCCGUUCGACCUCAUCUUCGCCGAGGAGGACGACGAGAGGCGGCUGGACUUUUACGCAGAGCCCGGCGUCUCCUUCUACGUGCUGUGUCCCGGCGGCACCGACAAUUUCCAUGUGUGGAGUGAGAGUGAGGACUGCCUUCCCUUCCUCCAGCUGGCCCAGGACUACAUCUCCUCAUGCGGGAAGAAGACUCUGCUGGAGGUCCUGGAGAAGGUCUUCACGUCCUUCAGGCCUCUGCUGGGUCUUCCAGACUUAGAAGACGACAGUUUCGAGCAUUACCACGCUGACAUGGAGGGGGAACCAGGGCCCGACCACCAGCAGAUGGGGGUCAGCCAGCAGUGAUAAGCCCCAAGACGAGGUCUGCAGCUGGGGCGGAGCUGCCCUGAAGCUCUGGGCCUCAACUUGUCUGCCCAAACACUUAACAACACACUCUUAUCCAAACACACACACGCACGCACAUACACACACACACACACACACACACACACACACACACACACACACACACACACUUACAGUCAACUCGCUAAAAAUGCACCACCAUGUUCUUGAAUGUCUCAGUGGCUUUGCUUCCCAAAGAGUGCACUCUGUUGCACUGUGUCGACCCCCCCCAAACCAAACACACAUACAUACACACACACACACACUCAUAUACAUACAUGCACACACACACACACGCACACACUCAAAAUCACAUUGGGGCUACGUGAGCAGUGGCCAUGUACAAUGCAAGUAUCUUAAUCAUUCACCAUCUGGUUAGUUAAAGUUCCACAGCACAGCAAUAUUACAUCAGCCUCAGCUGGCUUUGUUAUGCAGAAAUACAGUCAGACGUUACUGCAAUACACACAUCCCCCCCCGAUGGUUUGGAGAUGAAUGUGACAGAUAACCUACUCUCUCUGCCUGUGUGUUGACACGGAGGAUACACAAGAGCGACAUGAAAGUUAAACGGGUGAAAACUGACGGUUUGUGGUUAGGCAACUGGAGGGAGAGAAGCAGUGAGAAUGUAUAGCUGUGACGUAGAUUCAGGUGGGGCAGCUCUCAAAACUAUCCUGUUUUAAACACACACACACACACACACACACACACCGCACACACACGCACACACACGUAAUAUAGUUGCAUAGGGUUUCAGUGAAAAGCAUUUUACACGUCGGCUCCUCAUGUGGAAAUCAAAGUGUGCAGCUUCACAGUAGCAUGGAUCAUUUCUUGAGGUGUGUCUCUUAGUGUUUCCAAGGCAGUGCACCUCAGAGAGUUUAAAGUCACUUUAUGAGGAUGUUUUUAAUCAGUGUUACUAUCAUAUGACCAUUACGACAAAGGCCCACACUGCAGCUUAAGCCCUUCCCGGUUUGGGUGUCUCAUUGUCACAUGACACCCUAGUUCUGCCCUGUAGUCUUCCUUCCUGGUUGUUGGUGGUUCACAGUUUGCCCCCAUUCUGAAUCCUAAAUCCAGCCACUUUAGCGCUUUAGUGUUGUUUUUUGCAGUUUCCUUUGGCUUCUUUCGAGUUUUCUCUUAACCAUAAAAUUCAAAUCAAGUGCACACCCGAGGCCCCCUGAGUGAUAUUGCAGGGGAUGGAAAGUAUUUCUCGACAGCCACCCUCUGCCUGCCCUGCUAUCUCUACUCUCACAGUGUGUUGUUGUGUCUCACAUCCAGUGCACUGCAAUGCUCCGGGCCCCCGCCGCCUUCAACCACUUGAUCCACACGCCCAGACUGUUUCAGAGGUUCAUCUUUAGCCCGUUUACUUUAGCUUGUAAAUGUUUGUCUUUUUAUUGCCUAUUUGAAUGUUUCCCAUGCAGUGUAUCUUCUGUUUGUCCUCCGAUGUGUGUGGAAUUGUUCAAUAAACCGUGUGAACAGAG